Lichtheimia ornata is the source of this 4248-nucleotide messenger RNA. RefSeq lists its product as uncharacterized. The record is from RefSeq and is a predicted model, not a curated record. Gene Ontology annotation, cellular component: membrane. The coding region runs from base 1 to 4248 and encodes 1415 amino acids. Gene Ontology annotation, molecular function: ATP binding; P-type transmembrane transporter activity; ATP hydrolysis activity. NCBI's taxonomy places the organism in Eukaryota, Fungi, Mucoromycota, Mucoromycetes, Mucorales, Lichtheimiaceae. The transcript is spliced from 11 exons.
AUGGCAGGAUCUAGUGGUUCAAGGCUUGCUAGAUAUCUCUGCUUUCUCGCCAUUGGUAUAUCAUUACCAUUAGGUGUAUUGGCGACACCUGCUUGGAAUACAGUCAAUGGCGUUUAUCCUAAUGGAACCAGCUGCCCACUCCCAACCUAUCACGCGUACACUUGCGCACCUCUUUGUGUCCGAGACAUCGCUAGCUGCCCUGAAUCCAUUCGUCCCACCUGCCCUGAAGGUCAAACCUAUUGUGUGGAUGGCUCUUGCCGAUCCUCUUGUCCCUCAGAUUUGCAAUCCAAAUGUUCUUGCCCUGGUGCACCUGUAAUCACUGUUCCCAUUUAUGCUUGUGAAGAAGGCUCUCGUGCUGAUAUCCAUAACUUUGUUGCAAGCAACAAGAGUGCUCAACGUGCUGAGGCAUGUGCCAUUGAGAUUGGUGUACCCACUUCUGUUAGUGCAUGGGAUGGUGCCAAUCCUCCUGAUAUGAUGUGGGGUGAAUGCCCUACCCCUGACUAUGGUCCAUUGAACUUUCACGAACCUGCCUUCAUUGCCUUAUACGUCUUUUACGGUUCUUGUGUUGCCAUGUUUAUUCUUUGGACGUUGUAUAAGCGUCUUCGUGAAAAGGUCAACAUGGUUGCACUUUCAAAGAAAGCUAGGAGAAAUGAUGGCUUGAAUGAGAAAAUCGAUGACAAAGAUUCCGACAGCUCGGUGGUUGCAAACAAAAAAUCGGAUGGCGUGAAAAACAAAGACACUGCCUCUGAUACCUCGGGUGAACAUAACGAUGGCAUGGUCAUCAAGGCUUACAAGCGUGACUACAUUGGCAUGUUUUGCUUCGUGCUUUACAUUUUGCAAACCUUGGGCAUGGUUGCUUACAUGAUCAUGAUUGUGAAUGAUUACUAUGACGACUAUAUCCUCUUCCGUGGCUUCCAAGUGGUCCAAAGCUCCACCUUCAUUGGCAUGUGGUACAUUUUCUUUUUCUGGUUUGCCUGCCUUGCCAUCUUCAAGAACAGGUUGAUGAAUUUUUUCAGAAUCCGAUGCUCCUACACCGAAGCCGAUUACGUUCAGAUCGAAAAGCAUCAAGAUCCCAUUAUCUUUUCGCAAGAUCAAUCUGAUAGGCUUAUGGAUACGGUGCGAUGGGCCGAGAAUCUUAUCUCGCAUGCUAUUGGCCUGGAUGUUGUGGUAACCACUUCCCAGAUGAAAUCGACCAACACUGGGGUACGCUACUUUGUGUACCAAUGCACCCGCUAUGUUUAUGAUCCCCAUUCCGAAACAUUCAAUCCCCAUGAUUUUGACUUGGGUGACACCAAUGCAAGCUUGGCAGCAUUGAAUGGUGGCCUCUCUACAGAAGAAGCCUCUCGUCGUGAAGAACUCAUUGGUCUCAACUUUAUCAAUGUUUACGUUCCCAACAUUCCUAUGGCCGUAUUGAGAGAAUUCUCUGCCUUCUUUUACAUUUACCAAUUCUCGGUGCUUUGGAUCUUUUAUUACUUUGCUUUCUGGACCGUCGGUGUUUCCGAUACCGCCGUUAUUUUGCUUUCCGCCGUCAUCAAUGUGUUCGUCAAGCUGAGAUCUGAACGCCGUAUCAAAAAGAUGGCCGAGUUCACUGACAAUGUCAAUAUCUUGCGUGAUGGCCAAUGGAAGGAAAUGUCCACUGCUGAUUUGGUUCCUGGUGACGUAUUCGAAGUUGCUGAAAACAAGACCACUCCUUGCGAUGCCGUCAUCCUCAGUGGCAACAUUGUCGUUGAUGAAAGCUCCUUGACGGGUGAGCCUUUACCUAUUCGCAAGUUCCCUAUUCGAAGCGAUGAUGAUUCGUUCUAUAGCCGUGUUGGCUCUGGCAAGAUCCAUACUAUCUUUUGUGGUACUACCAUUUCUCAAGCACAACCCACUUUCGAUGGUGAAAAGGUUACUGCUCUUGCUACCAACACUGGCACUGGUACCGACAAGGGUCAAUUGGUCAAGAAGAUUCUUUUCCCUGCACCUGUGUCCUUUAUUUUCAAUGAACAAAUCAAGAUCACUAUCAUCAUCUUGCUCUGCUAUGGUCUUAUUGCUCUUGGUCUUGCCAUUUGGUUGUAUGCUACCGGCACCAGUGCAUGGAUGUAUAGUAUGCUUGCCAUUGCUCAAUUGCUCUCUCCUUUGCUCCCAGCAGCUCUUGUUGUGGGUCAAUCGGUUGCUUCAGGUCGUCUUCGUGAUAAGAAGAUUUACUGUGUGGAUCUCCCUCGUAUCUUGAUGGCUGGCAAAGUACAACUCUUUUGCUUCGACAAGACCGGUACAUUGACCAAGGAAGGCUUGGAAUUCUUUGGUGCUCAACCCAUCAACGACUUUGACAAGAAGCCUGAGAAGCCGCAAUUCGGUGAAAAGUUGGACAACGUUGCCGAUGUGCCUCGCUUGCUGCAAAUCGGUCUUGCUACUUGCCAUGCUGUCACCACCUUGAAUGGCCAAUUCAUUGGUAACCCUGUCGACAUUGAAAUGUUCCGUUCUUCUGGUUGGACUCUUGAGGACAAGAAGGGUAUCGAAGAUGCCGUUGAUACCUUGACGCCACCAUCCACAUCCAAUAUCAAGGAACCCAUUCAUGUGCUCAAGCGUUUCGAGUUCGUUCACGCCCGCAUGUCCAUGUCCGUUGCCAUUCUUGAUACUCUCACCAACAAGGUCCAUAUCUUCGUGAAGGGUGCUUAUGAAAAGAUCAAGGAUUUGUGUGAGCCUGAUUCCAUCCCUGCUGAUUAUGAUUCGAUGACUUCCAACUUGGCUCGUCAAGGUUGUUAUGUAUUGUCCCUUGCUCAUCGUGAAAUCGAUUUGGAAGAAAUUGGUGGCAUGAAGGCUUUCCGCAACUGGACUCGUGAUCAAAUGGAGGAGCAAAUCCGCUUUGCAGGUCUCAUCAUCUUCAAGAAUCAACUCAAGGAGGAUACGACUGAAAACAUUGCUGAACUCAAGUCUGGUGAUACACGUACGAUUAUGAUUACUGGUGACACGGCAUUGACUGGUGUCUUUAUUGCUCGUCAAUGUGGCAUGGCUCUUCCCAACUCGCGUAUUUUGCUUGGUGAUCUUGACAAAAAGACGAACCGUGUCGUUUGGACCGAUGUGGAUGAACCGGAGACAUUCCCCGAUGUCAACCCCGAUGAGUAUUUGCACAACAAGGAACAUACCCCUGUCGAAUUAGCUGUCACUGGCAAGGCGUUCCAAUGGCUCGUUGACAAUGAUUUGAUCCGCAAGUACCUUUUGGAUAUUCGUGUAUUCGCUCGUAUGACCCCUACCGGCAAGGUGCUUUGUGUUCAGCUUCAUAUGGAACGUGGUAUCACUGCUAUGACGGGUGAUGGUGGUAAUGAUUGUGGUGCUUUGCGUACAGCCCAUGUUGGUAUUGCCAUGUCCGAUGCCGAAGCCUCUAUUGUAUCGCCCUUCAGCACCAGCAUUCGUAGCGUCAAGUCUUGCGUUGAAUUGAUUCGACAAGGUCGUGCUGCUCUUACUACUUCGCUCACUGGUUACAAGUAUCUCAUUUUGUAUGGUCAAGUCAUGGUGAUGAUGAAGAUUAUUACUUUUUACUUUUCGAUUACCAUGUCUCAAUAUGUUUGGAUUGCUAUUGAUGUCUUCAUCACUGUAUUCUUGAGUUGGGCUGUUUCGCAAUCUAAGGCCGCCGACCGGCUGGAACCUUGUCGUCCUACAGCUCGAUUACUCGGACCUCAAACUUUGGCGUCUUGUCUCGGUUUGGUUUCGAUCAACUGGAUCUAUAUGAGUUGUGCAUUCUACAUGCUGUACAAGCAAGAAUGGUUCCGAUGCAAUGAGUUUGACAGUAAUGCCGUGGACAUUUCAAAGUGGUGGUUGCUUGCCGACAACUAUGAAGCCGAGGUGUUGACGGUGGUGGGCAUGUUCAUGUUUAUCAACAACGCCGCUGUAUUCAGCUUUGGCUACAAGUUCAGACGUCCGAUUUAUCGCAACUACCCAUUGAUUUUCUUGUGGGCCUUGUAUAUCGCCAUCGUGUCGUACUGGACGCUCGCUGAUCCUAAUCGAUUUGGAUGUUUGUUCCGUCUCAACUGUGGUACACCACAAGUCCUUCAAGAACUUGGAUACCCAGUACCGCCCACCUAUAUCGAGGAUUACAACCUGCCAUUGGGUCACAAUAUCAUGCCUUGGGACUUCCGUUGGCGCUUGUGGGGUCUUUGUGUUGGUAACAUGGCAACAGCGUUGCUAUACGAGCGUAUCAUCGUUUUGGGCCCUGUACACACUUACCUUGCAAAGAGGUUCCCACUUGCUCGUCUCCAGAUCACGCGAUAA